Messenger RNA from Didymodactylos carnosus, 464 nucleotides. The record is from the annotation of a GenBank genome assembly. Lineage: Eukaryota; Metazoa; Rotifera; Eurotatoria; Philodinida; Philodinidae.
CGGGUAAUUUAUUAGUAUGGGAUCCAAAUAUAAUUGAUCAACAAUUAUUCAAAGAAAAUAAAGAAGAUUAUAUUCGUAGUACAAUGAGAGACAAUAUGCAAUUAUUUGUUAAUGCAUUAUGGAAGUUGCCGAUAGAACGUAAAGAUGAUGUUAUUGUGGCUAAAUUACCAGAAGCAAAAACAAAUGUACCAAGAGCAAAACCACUUCCAAAACCAAAACCAUUAACAAAAUGGCAAAAAUUUGCACAAAGUAAAGGAAUUGUUAAACAUAAAAAGGAUAAAUUUGAAUGGGAUGAAGCUAAUAAAGAAUGGAGAAGACGAUAUGGAUAUAAAAAAGCAAAUGAUGAUUCAAAAGAUUGGGUUAUUGAAUUACCAGGAAAUGCUGAAGCAGCCGUGACAAUUAUGACUGUUUCUCUCAAAUAUUGUUUAUUUCAUUUACUAACUCUAACAUCGUUCAAUCAUUAA